UGUGGGCCAGCGCCGCGGAGCUGCUGGAGCAAUCGGUGGCCGAGGGCGUGCCCGGGGCAGCCCCUCCCGGGGAGUUUUAUGUGGACCCGGACCUGGCCCAGCAGGACAAGGUCAGCGCCCUGCAGCAGGGCUACAGCCAGGUGCUGUGCCAGACCCUGUCCGAGAGGAACUUGGAGAUCACCUCCCUGAAGAGCGAGGGCGAGAACUUAAGGAGGGACAACGCCAUCACCUCAGGGAUGGUGUCCUCUUUGCAAAAAGAUGUGAUAGCUAAGGAUGAGGAAGUUCAACAACUUAAGCAGGAGGUGAACCAACUGAAAAGUGAGAACAAAGAGAAGGAUCUCCAGCUGGAAGCCAUCAGCUCCAGAUGCUCAGUGCUCAAAGAGGCGUUAGAGAAGGAGGACGCGCAGAAGGAGCACCGGGAGGCCCAAGAGAAAGAGCUGAAACUCAGCAAAUCCCAAAUCCAAAACCUGGAGAGAGAAAUGAGGAUGCUGAGGGAGGAGCUGAAGAAGAAUACUUCUGACCAGAGCAUGAUCUCUAAGACGCUUCGAGAAAAGAGCAAGCUGGAGCAUUUCAGGAGCCAGGUCAUCAGGGCCACCUUCGGGCGAGCCAGGCCGUUCCAGGACAAGCCCGUCACUGACCAACAGUUAAUAGAGAAGAUCAUCCAGGUCACGGAGGACAGCGCCAGCUUCCAGCAGAAAAAGUGGAGCCUGCAGAAGGAGAGCCAGCUCAGCCACUCCAAGCAGGAGGCGCUGGCGGACAGCAUCGAGAGGCUGCGGGCGGCGCUGGACAGCUGCCAGGCGUGCAUGAAGACGUCUUGCUGCAGCACCGACCUGAAGAAGGAGGUGGAGCUCCUCCAGUACCUGCAGGUGAGCCCACCUGUGUCCGGGCUCCAGAAGGCGGCGCUGGACAUCGUGCGCCUGUCGCAGUCCUGGCUGGAGGAUGCCGAGGGGCUCCUCCGGGACGUGGGGGUCCAGCUGCCCGGCUCCGACAAAGGGUUGUCUUUGUAUCUGAAGCGUCUUCUGGAACAUUAUAAAAAAGUCACGAGCCGGACCCAGGAACUUCAGGCUUUGGAGGGGAAAUUUACUGAAGAGAAAAACAGAGCAAAAGAAGCGUUAGAGGAAGAGCAGAGCAAAGUCCGAGAGCUGGAGGAGCGCUUAAGCCACCAGAGGAAGGCUUUGGAGGAAAGCUUUAUGCAAGAGAAGAGCCGAGUGAAGGAAGCACUGGAGGAAGAAGAGAGGAAAGUCCACAAGCUGGAGAAUCGCCUGGCCCGCCAGAAGGAGGUUUUGGAGAGCAGCGUGGCCCAUGAGAAGAAAGCAAAGGAGGCGUUAGAGACCGAAAAGAGGAGAGUGCAAGAUCUGGAGAACCACCUCACCCAGCAGAAGGAGGUAUCGGAGAGCAGCAUCGCCCACGAGAAACAGAAAGCAAGGGAGGCCAUCGAGAGGGAAAAGAGAAGGGUGCAAGACCUGGAGAACCGCCUGACCAAGCAGAAAGAGGAAAUGGAUUUUAAAGUGCAACAGGAAGAUGUUCUAAAUGAUAAAUUAAAGGACGCACUGGCCAUGGUAGAAGAGAGUCAAAGAACAAAGGUGUCUGAGAGUCUGAAAGCAGAGAGCCUGGCCAUGAAAUUAAAUGAGGCGUUAGCUGAACUGGAAACUGCCAAGACAAAGAUGAUCAUGAUGGAGGGGCGGAUACAGCUGCAACAGCAGACCAUCAAGGCCCUCCAGGAAGAACGAGAAUCACAGAAACCGGAGUUUGAAGAAGAAGUCAUGGGCUACAAGGAGCAGAUCAAACAGCACUCCCUGACGAUCGUGAGUCUAGAAAAAAGACUCAGAAAAGUGACCGAACAUCACCAGAAAAUAGAAGAAGAGCUCGCAACUUUGAAGAACAAUGACCUGGGUAGGUCCAAAGAGACCCUGAGGAACCUGCGUGUCGGGCCAGGUUCUGGUUGUCCUGUGGGCCCCAAGAGGCUGCUGGCCCAGGAGAAGGCAACGCAGCAAGACCGUCCCCCGGGGCCCCCGCAGGAGAGCCGCACCAAAGACGCGGUGUGUGACCACAUGAUAGAGGACUUGGUGACGGCUCAGAAGGAGAUCCUGUCUCAGCAGGAGGUCAUCAUGAGCUUGAGGAAAAACCUUACGGAAGCCCACAGCCGAAUGUCAGAUUUGAGAGGGGAGCUUAAUGAGAAGCAGAAGGUGGAACUGGAGAGGAACGUGGCCCUGGUCCAACAGCAAAAGAGAGAGCUGGGUGCGCUCAAGGAAAAGAUGGCCCAGGUGACCAGCCUGGUGGCGAAGAAGGACCGGGAGCUGGAGGACCUCAAGGAGGCACUCAGGUGUGUGAGGAGGUCUGCACGGCGUGCAGGGCCCAGAGCCUCCCAAGAGAAACGCAGGCCCAGGAGCACGGCCCAGAUGUGUGACAUCUCGGGGCAGAUGGAACCCAUCCUCACCGACAUUUUCGUGAGCAGCCAGGAGGAGCAGUCCUUCUGCGACCUGGGGGCCAAGUGCAAAGGGUCCCGGCACGAGGAAAUCAUUCAGCGUCAGAAAAAGGCCUUAUCCGAACUCCGGGCACGAAUUAAAGAACUCGAGAAUUCAGGCUCGUCAAACGAUAAGGUCCACCAGAAUAAAUCAUUUCAAGACUUAAAGACUCUCAGAAUGGAAAAAAAUGUCCAGAAAAUGUUGGACGCAAACCCCGAUUGGCCAGCUCUCUCAAGAAUAGAGAUCCAAGCGUCUCAAAAUGGCUUUGCCAACCUGGCCGCCGAGAAGCCGGGGAAAAUGGACGUGACCGAGGCUUUGGAUCUCAGUGAAAAGCUGUACCUGGACAUGAGCAGGACGCUGGGGAGCCUGAUGAACAUCAAGGACAUGGCAGGUCACGUGUCCAUGAAACACCUCUCCCCCCAAGAGAGGGAGCGAGUCAACCAGCUGCGGCAAAGGGACCUGGACCUGGUGUUCGAUAAGAUCACCCAGCUCAAGAGCCGGCUGGAGAGGAAGGAGGAGCUUCUGAGAGGAUACGAGCAGGACGUGGACCAGCUCAGGCAGAGCAAAGUGUCCAUUCAGAUGUACCAGUCACAGGUGGCGAAGCUGGAGGACGACAUCUACAAGGGGGCCGAGGAGAAGGCGCUGCUGAAGGAGGCCCUGGAGCGCACGGAGCAGCAGCUGCGCCAGGAGAAGAGGGUCAACCGGGCCAGGAGGCCGCAGCAGGCUGGAGCCAGAAAAGCCGCCCCAAAGACAGACCAAGAAAGAGCGACGCUGAAGAGAGAGUCCCCCAGCAAACCCAGCCAGAGUCUGCAGGUCUCGAAGCCUGGCGGAAGGAACUAGAAAUGCCAUCGGCCGGCCUUGCAAGAUCCUCUGUAACUUGUUAGGUGUCUCCCCAGCCACACACCCCUUUCUCUGAGAAUGCACCCGCCCUGCCUGCAAAAAGGCUUGCCCUGCCUAAUACUGCUCUCUUGGCCACAGCUGGUUGGUCAAGCCAGACCAAUCAGGUUUCUCUUCUAAUUCAAGCUGGGCCAAUCAGCACCUCUGUUUUUAGUGUUUGGAAGGGGACUCUGGGAUGUCACACAAGUUAUUAGUGGUCCUGGAGCUGAGAAUCUGAUGCAGUCCCAGGGCUGGGAUGACCAUUUCCUACCUUGCAUUUGGAGGAACAAAGCCAGCCUUGAGAGAGAGAAGACUGGGGUAGAUAUGCAAUGGCAGAGACAAGAAACCAAGACCCCAGAGAGACAAUGUAGCAGAUACUACCAGUCCCAUACUUAUCGCCUCCCUCUGCUGCAUAAGCUGAAGGCUGGUCCCCUUGAUUUCCCAGCCUCCCUUGCAGCUAGAGUUGGCCAUGUUGUUCACUUCUGACCAAUGACAUGUAAGUGAAGGCCCCUGGGGAGGAUUUCUCUUUGGCAAUAAAAGGCACAUCUUUGUUAGGAGAAAAGUUUUUCCUUUUCCCCUUUUCCUUGUCUCCUCUUUGUCUCCUGGAGCUCAGACUUGGAGCUGGAGCAGCCAUUUGGGGAUCACGAGGCAGCGAGCAAGAGGCUAAAGCCAGCCUCCAACGACAACGGAAUGGAAAGAUGAGAAGGGCCUGGGGCCGCAUGCCUGUGCUUUGCGCCAUGCCUGAACUGCCUACCUCUGUACUUCCUGUUGUGGAAGACAAUAAAUUUCUUCCUGUUUAAGCCACUGUAGUCGGGUGUACUUGUGGGACAAACCACUCAAAACGUAGUGAGUGAAAAUAAAACGAUUUAUUAUCUCUCAGGAUUCCAUGCACCAAGGUGGGCACUUGUACUGGGCUGAGCUGGCUUGGCUGGGACUGGUUUAGAAGAGCCUCAUUUACAUGCCUGGUCACUGGCAGGCAAGUUGGGUUAGGUCAGUGGUUAAAUCACCUCAAUUUGGAGUGAUUUUGCUCCCCAGGGGACAUCUGGCAAUUUCUGGACACAAUUUUUGUUCUUACAAUUGGGGAGGGGGUGCUGAACAUCCUAGAGUGCCCAGUGUUCCCCACAACAAGGACAAAUUUGACCCAAAAUUAGCAGUAGCGAGAAUGAGAAACCACCAUCUAGAGAGGUUACAUCUGGGACAGUUUAUCUCUGCUUGGGGUGGUCUCUCAUGAUGCAGCUGGCUAGACCAGACUUUCUUUCU
Messenger RNA from Myotis lucifugus (little brown bat), 4601 nucleotides. RefSeq names its product forkhead associated phosphopeptide binding domain 1 (gene FHAD1). NCBI's taxonomy places the organism in Eukaryota, Metazoa, Chordata, Mammalia, Chiroptera, Vespertilionidae. The annotation marks the transcript as partial. The transcript has 26 exons. The record is from RefSeq and is a predicted model, not a curated record.